This is a messenger RNA of Gigantopelta aegis, 2370 nucleotides long. RefSeq lists its product as uncharacterized. Lineage: Eukaryota; Metazoa; Mollusca; Gastropoda; Neomphalida; Peltospiridae. The record is from RefSeq and is a predicted model, not a curated record. The transcript has 3 exons. The coding region runs from base 10 to 1125 and encodes 371 amino acids.
CCAGCUUGUAUGGUAGAAGUAUUUCCAUCAAUAGAGGAAGAAACACUUAGCGGUUGUGGUGCCGAGGAGUGUGGAGCUGUGUGUAAUGCCAGCCGCAAGAUUACUCCACAGAUAUCUCUCUGUAUCAUCAUAACUGCUGUAGUACUGCUGUGUAUAAAAGGAACUCUCAGCCCAGCAAACUACAGAUCCUUCACAGACGACUUCACCAACAGUGUUCCACUUAUCAACCAUCCUAUCGGAGCCCUCUUGCAAAGAAAACUUUCAAAUGUCAAAGAAAACCUAACAUUUCUGCCAAAACAAUUUGAAUUUUACAAUUUGAAACAAGCAGUAAAGAGAACAGACAUCAACUGUACAGUUUCAAAGACUGUGCCAAGUUUUCCCAUUUGUAUUCACGACCCUUUGACGGACAAGUACAUCACUGGUGCCUUAUUAAGCAGUGGGGUUUGGGAACCGUACAUAACCAAAGUGUUUCAGAUAGCACUGGAGAAACAUCCCAAUGCAAUUUUAAUCGACAUUGGUGCCAACAUUGGAUACUACAGCUUCCUUGCUGCUGGGAUGGGCCAUGACGUUAUUGCUCUAGAACCAGUACUGGAAAAUGCAGAACGAUUCCACAAAGGAACACAACUUGGAAGGUUUUUAGAUAAUGUUCACCUGCUGAAGAAUGCAAUGUCGGACAGACACCAGACUGUCUGUAUGACAACCAAUAAGGAAAAUCAAGGUGGGCUGCGUGUGGUGGAAAAUGGGUGUGACCAGGAGGUGAUGACGUCAACUAUAACAAUGGACGACCUGCUGUACUUGAUACCACCAACCGAAGCCAUCAUCAAAAUAGAUAUUGAAGGUUACGAGUGUAAAGCAAUGUCUGAAUCAGCCCACUUCUUCAAACGUAUCUUUGUGCCUUACAUUUUCAUGGAAUGGCAGAACAUGUUUGCCAAGCGACGUAACAGCGCUCCUUGCCCAGGUAAAGCAAUGCAACAACUAGCGAACACCCUCUCACACUAUGGUUAUCUCCCUUACGAAGUGCGUACAGGGAUCGAGAUGCAGAUACAGCAAAGCAGCACAACGUGGCGAAUUGGUGAUGUCUACUGGCGCCACCGCUCAGUUCCACUGCUGAUAGCACCACUCUGAACCCGGUAACAAGCCACUGGGUUACUGUCGUUUCACGAACAUAUCUCCGUAAGCACAUUUGUGGAAAAUACCAAUAUAACCAGCCUGAAAGGAAGGAGAUUAUAUUUUGAAUGGAGACAAGUCUUAAUGGCCAUUGCCUGAAGGUGAAUUUGGAAAGAAUGGCUAAAGUGGAGAUGUGGUGGCUACAAAGAGAAAGAAGGAAUCUUAGCAAAUAAGAGAAUUCCUGGCAAGCAUGUCAUAUUGAUGGGGAAUAGGUUCAUUAAUGACAUAUUUAUUUGAGGAAUUGUUAACAGCAAGUAAGGCGCUACAAAGCAGCAUACAUUGAUCAACAACAAAUGUCAAGGUUGUAAAAUGGUUUGUGAACUGGGCCACAGAACAACCAACACACAGGUUGGUUUGCAGUAAGUUUGUAUAAAUUGUAAGCAAGAUGGUUUCAAGAUGAAUUGCUUUACAGUAUAGCGUUUUGAAAGACUUUAAGGGACUUUGUUUAUUGUCAUAGUGUAGAUUGUAUAUGUUUUUGCAGUGUUUUAACUUGCCAGUAAAUAUAGCAGAACAAAUUGAUGAAUGGUAUAUAUUAUUAGUUAUAUCCAUACAAAAACAAAAUACUUCUCAUAAAUUAACCUUUUUUAAUAAAAAUAUUUUAAUUGAUGUCAUUUCUUGAAAACAUUAACUUGAUAAUAACAAAAUUGCAAUCUAUUUUCAAUUGGUGUAAACAGUGGCUUAAUACCUAAAACAUUCUGAAUGAAAAAAACACCCCACAUAUUCAUCAAAGCAGCAAAAUUAAGGUAGAAAACAUGAAUGUGAAUGUGUGAUAACUAAUUAAUUUUUUCACUCUAAAGAUUUCCCAAUUUAAAAAAAAAUAGUUUACAGUAAAUCAAAUUAUUUGAUGGUAAUUUUUAAUGAACAUGUUCAAGGUAUACAGUAAUCUUUACAUCUAAAAUCAAAAUUAAUAAACAAUUUUGGAUGGAAGCCACAAUUAUGCAAAUUUGAUAAAACUCCUUUAUUAAAAAAACCCAGAAGUCUCAAAUAACUUCCAGUACUAUUGUUCAAUAUACAAUGCAGUUCAUAAUACCAAUUUGUCAAGCUGCUACAUGCAUAAUCUUAACUGCAGCUCUUUAUUAUUUGUAGGGUGUAUACUACCAAAUCAAAUCCCAUAGACGACAAUAGUAACACAUGUGGCUAAAACGUCUACUUGCAGCGUAUCAAUCGACAUAAAUGCCACGGAUGUAAAUACUACCACCCCUC